This is a messenger RNA of Micropterus salmoides (largemouth bass), 6360 nucleotides long. RefSeq names its product ubiquitin carboxyl-terminal hydrolase 34-like. Gene Ontology annotation, biological process: protein deubiquitination. Gene Ontology annotation, cellular component: nucleus; cytosol. The record is from RefSeq and is a predicted model, not a curated record. Lineage: Eukaryota; Metazoa; Chordata; Actinopteri; Centrarchiformes; Centrarchidae. Gene Ontology annotation, molecular function: cysteine-type endopeptidase activity; cysteine-type deubiquitinase activity.
AUGAACCCGGCCUCAGAGUCUUUUCUCCUGUUUCUCUCCUCAGUAUCGGAUGCAGACAGCAGUGAAGGAGGCUUCCAGCUAAAAAAGGAACAUGCCCUGCGAGUACUGGGCUACAUCGGCUCCUGGACACAGAGGCAAUGUCUCUGCUGCUUCAAGGAGUACAAGCACCUGGAGGUCUUUAAUCAGCUGGUCUACGCCCUCAUCAACCUGGUCAUCGCUCAGAUCAGCAGCCUGAGAGACCGUCUCUGCAGCGUCCAGGACCACACCCAUAAAGGGGACGUGUCUGGGGCCGAGGGUGUGGGGUCUGAAUGGAGCGGGACAGAGUCUGCGCCUGGGCCCCUCCCUCAGCCGUCCUCGCCUGGAGAGGACGAACCCGUGAAUGUGGAGAGAGACUCUGCCGAAGAGGACGCAGACACUCCCGACCUGAACCAGAAUAAGACCCAGAGCCAGGGUCAGGUGGACAACCAGCCGUCUGAAGCCCAGACGGAAGCACUGGGGCCCGGGGAGGGCAGCAGUGGGUCCGGGGGUGGUGAUGGUGGUGUCGGUGCAAACAGCAGCAAUGACAGCCAGGACCCAUUCAGCUCCUGGAGCACAGAGGAGAGGGAGAAAUUACUGUUAUGUGCCGCCAAGAUCUUCCAGAUCCAGUUCCCCCUCUACACAGCCUACAAACACAACACACACCCCACCAUAGAGGACAUAUCUGCUCACGAAAGCAACAUCCUCGGCUCCUUCUGCGACAUGAACGAUGUUGAGGUGCCUCUGCAUCUGCUGCGUUACGUCUGUCUGUUCUGCGGGAAGCACGGCCUCUCCCUGAUGAAGGAGUGCUUCGAGGCUGGCACUCCAGAGAGCCUCCCCUUUCCCAUCGCCCACGCCUUCAUCACCAUCGUCUCCAACAUCCGAAUAUGGUUGCACAUUCCUGCGGUCAUGCAGCACAUCAUCCCGUUCCGCACCUAUGUAAUACGGUAUCUGUGCAAACUGUCGGACCAGGAGCUGCGGCAGAGCGCGGCGCGCAACAUGGCCGACCUGAUGUGGAGCACGGUGAAGGAGCCGCUGGACAGCGCACUGUGCUUCGACAAGGAGAGCCUGGACCUCGCCUUCAAAUACUUCAUGUCCCCCACGCUCACCAUGAGGCUGGCAGGACUCAGCCAAAUCACAAACCAACUGCACACUUUCAAUGAUGUCUGCAACAACGAGUCACUCGUGUCUGACACAGAAACGUCCAUAGCAAAGGAGCUUGCUGACUGGCUGAUCCACAACAAUGUGGUGGAGCAUAUAUUCGGACCAAAUUUGCACAUUGAGAUCAUUAAACAGUGCCAAGUGAUCCUGAACUUCUUGGCUGCAGAGGGCCGACUCAGCACACAGCAUGUCGACUGUAUUUGGGCUGCAGCUCAGCUAAAACACUGUAGCCGUUACAUCCACGACCUUUUCCCUUCCCUCAUCAAAAACCUGGAUCCAGUGCCUCUUCGCCACGUGCUCAACCUGGUGUCAGGCCUGCACCCCAGCGCCCACACCGAGCAGACUUUGUACCUGGCCUCCAUGCUGAUCAAGGCUCUGUGGAACAACGCCUUGGCUGCCAAGGCCCAGCUCUCCAAACAGAGCUCAUUUGCCUCCCUGCUCAACACCAACAUCCCCAUGGGCAACAAGAAAGGUUCGCCAGCUGCCAGUCCGGACAGCAGUGACAACAGUGACACUCAACACAGUGGAGGCAGCGACAUGGAGAUGGACGACCAGAUGAUGAGUGGCAGCAAGAGGAGCCAGCAGAGGCUGUCUGACACAGAGGAGUCGAUGCAGGGCAGCUCGGAUGAGACGGCCAACAGUGUGGAGGAAGGCAGCAGCGGGCCGGGCAGCAGCAGCGGCCGCAGCGAGGCCUCCAGCAACGAAGCUGCCUCCAGCCGAGCCAGCCAGUCGGCUGGCAGCCCCGGCAGCGAGAUGCACUCUGACGACAUGGCGGACAGUGAGGCAUUAAAGGAGGAGGAGGAGGAGGACGAUGAAGAGGAAGACGAUGAGGACGAUGAUGAGGACGAUGAAGAGGACGAAGAAGAGGGAAACAGAUUGACUGCUGAAGGCGGGCAACAGAAGGAGCCCCGCGAGCAGACGGAGUCGAGGAAGAGGAAGGCGGGGGAGGCACUCGGUGAAGGUCCAAACCAGGGGGCAGGGCCCAGUGGUUCAGGGAGCGGUGCCAAGUCCAAGGUCCUCCCCUUCAACACAGAGACUUCUGCUGUCAUGGUUACAGCGUCAACGUCAUUGGAGGGCCGGAUGAGGAUGUUGGAUGCCUGUUCUACGUCUUCGUCCGCUCGGCCCGAGGGGACAGAGCCCCAGCAGCAGCCACCAGACAUCGGGCCCUCACAGAUGGUCCAGGGGCCUCAGGAGCCUCCGUGCCUCCCGCGGCCCGAGGACUUCCUGGGAGAGGCCAUGGGCAGUGAGCUCUUUAACUGUCGCCGCUUUAUUGGCCCCCAGCACCACCACCACCACCACCACCAUCAUCAUCACCACCAUCAUGAAGGUCCCAUGGUGGAGGACAUGCUGAGUGCUGACGACGUGAGCUGCAGCAGCUCUCAGGUCAGCGCCAAGUCAGAGAAGAACAUGGCUGACUUUGACGGUGAGGAGUCGGGCUGCGAGGAGGAGCUGGUCCAGAUCAACUCCCACGCUGAGCUCAGCUCCCACCUCCAGCAGCACCUCCCCAACCUGGCCUCCAUCUACCAUGAGCACCUGGUGCAAGGUCCAGCCGUCCAUAAGCACCAGUACUCCAGCAGCCACGCAGUGACUGACAUCAACCUAGACAAUGUUUGCAAGAAGGGCAACACUCUGCUGUGGGACCUGGUGCAGGACGAGGACGCGAUCCAUCUGUCUGAGGGUCUGAUUAAUGAAGCAGAAAAGCUGCUGUGUUCGCUCGUAUGUUGGUUCACUGACAGACAGAUCCGAAUGCGCUUCAUCGAGGGUUGCCUUGACAACUUAGCCCACCACAGGUCUGUUGUGGUUUCCUUGCGUCUAUUACCCAAGCUUUUUGGCACUUUUCAGCAGUUUGGCUCCAGCUACGACACCCACUGGAUCACCAUGUGGGCUGAGAAGGAGCUGCACAUGAUGAAACUGUUCUUCGACAACCUGCAGCACUACAUCCAAGAAGUCCGUGAACACCUGCACAAGUUUGCGCUUUACAGCCACAGCGCGGAGGUCCAGGUCCGUCUGCAGUUCCUCACCUGCGUCUUCUCCACACUGGGAUCUCCAGACCACUUCAGACUGAGUCUGGAGCAGGUGGACAUCCUGUGGCACUGCCUGGUGGAGGACGGCGAGUGUUACGACGACGCGCUGCACUGGUUCCUCAAUCAGGUCCGCAGCAAGGACCAGCACGCUAUGGGCAUGGAGACCUACAAACAUCUUUUUCUAGAGAAGAUGCCCCAGCUGAAGCCAGAGACUAUCAGCAUGACGGGCCUCAACCUCUUUCAACACCUCUGUAACCUAGCCCGCCUCGCCACCAGCGCACUGGACAACGCCUCCAGCUGUGAGCUGUGUGGGAUGGACCAGCUGUGGGGCAUCGCUCUGAGAGCUCAGUCUGCUGAUAUCAGCCGCGCCGCGAUCCAGUACAUUAACUCCUACUACAUCAACGCUGGUAAGACAGGCCUGGAGAAGGAGCAGGAGUUUAUCAGGAAGUGCAUGGAGAGUCUGCUGAUGGCUUCAGCCAACCUGGAGAAGGACGCCCACUCCAGCCUGACCAGCAUCGAGAGGGGGCUACUCAUGCUCAAAACACACCUGGAGGCCUUUCGACGCAGGUUUGCGUACCACCUGCGGCAGUGGCAGAUCGAGGGGACGGGAAUCAGCAGCCACCUGAAGGCACUGAGCGACAAACAGUCUCUGCCGCUCCGGAUCGUCUGUCAGCCCGCCGGCCUUCCUGACAAGAUGACGAUCGAGAUGUACCCCAGUGACCAGGUCGCAGACCUGCGAGCUGAGGUGACCCACUGGUACGAGAACCUGCAGAAGGAGCAGAUGAACCAGCAGGCUCAGCUGCAGGAGUUCGGCCAGAGCGGCCGGCAGUCGGGAGACUUCCCAGGUGGUUUAAUGGGACCAGUCAGGAUGAUCUCCUCUGGCCACGAGCUGACUACAGACUACGACGAGAAGACUCUGCAUGAGCUGGGCUUCAAAGACAUGCAGAUGGUGUUUGUGUCUCUGGGAGCUCCACGGAGGGAGAGGAAGGGGGAUGGCAUACAGCUACCGGCCUCCUGUCUGCCUCCUCCCCAGAAGGAGCACAUCCCCAUGCUGCUGCUCCUCCAGGAGCCGCACCUCACCACACUGUUCGACCUGUUGGAGAUGCUGGCCUGCUUCAAACCGCCCAGCGUCAACACAGAGAAGGACCAUGAAAACCCUGAGAGCAUGCGGUGUGAGGAGCUUCACCUCCAUGCAGAGAAUCUCUCUCGUCGGGUUUGGGAGCUGCUGAUGCUGCUUCCUACGUGUCCCAAGAUGCUGCAGGCCUUUCAGAACAUCUCUGACGAUGCGAAUGGGGAGGGACUGUGCUGGAAGGAGCUGCUGAGGAUUAAAAGUCCCCACAAGCUGCUGUACGCUCUGGAGAUCAUCGAGGCUCUGGGCAAACCCAACCGACGGAUCCACCGAGAGUCCACUGGCAGCUACAGUGAUCUGUAUCCAGACUCUGACGACUCCAGUGAAGAUCAGAUAGAAAACAGCAAGAACACCUGGAGCUGCAAGUUUGUUUCGUCUGGAGGCCUGCAGCUGCUCCUGGAGAUCUUCAACUCGGGCAUCCUGGAGCCCAAGGACCAGGAAUCCUGGACUGUGUGGCUGCUGGACUGCCUGGCCUGCCUGCUCAAGCUGAUCUGCCAGUUCGCGGUGGACCCUGCAGACCUGGACCUGGCCUACCACGACGUCUUCUCAUGGUCCGGCCUGGCCGAAAGCCAACGGAAGCGUGCAUGGCCUGGCAAAUCCCGCAAGUCCACCGUAGAGCACGGGAAAGGCCUCCACAUCCCUCGGCUGACUGAGGUGUUCCUCAGCCUCGUACAGGGUACCAACCUCAUCCAACGCUUGAUCAACGUGGCCUACACCUACGACAACCUCGCGCACCGAGUUCUGAAGGCUCAGUCUGACCACAGGUCUCGUCAUGAAGUGACUCACUAUUCCAUGUGGCUGCUGGUGAGCUGGGCUCACUGCUCCUCCACGGUGAAGUCCAGUCUGGCCGACAGCGAGCACCUUCAUGACUGGCUGAAGAAACUUACCCUGCUGGUGCCCGAGCCGGCUGUGAGACACGAGGCGUGUAACGGCCUCUACAAGCUCUCUCUCUCGGGUUUGGAGGGAGGAGAGUCCAUCAACAGAUCCUUCCUGCUGCUCGCCGCCUCCACGCUCCUCAAGUUCCUGCCUGACGCACAGGCCCUCAAACCACUGAGGAUGGAGGACUAUGAAGAGGAGCCUCUGUUAAGGACGGGCUGUAAGGAAUACUUCUGGCUGCUUUGUAAACUCAUCGACAACAUCCAUGUUAAAGACGCCAGCCAGACCACCCUGCUGGACCUGGACGCUCUCGCCCGACACCUCGCCGACUGCAUCAGGAGCCGUGAGAUCCUGGAUCAGCAGGACGGGACGAUCGAGGACGACGGGCUGACCGGCCUCCUGCGUCUCGCCACCAGCGUCCUCAAACACAAGCCCCCCUUCAAGUUCUCCCGUGAGGGUCAGGAGUUCCUGCGGGACGUCCACAACCUCCUCUUCCUGCUGCCAAGUCUGGCCGACCGCGCUCAGCCCAAAUGCAAGUCCCACGCUGCCCGGGCCGCCGCCUACGACCUGCUGGUGGAGACGGUGAAGGGCUCAGUAGAGAACUACAGGCUGCUCCACAACUGGGUCAUGUCGCAGCACAUGCAAGCCUCUCGCCCGUACAAGUGGGACUACUGGCCCCAUGACGAUGUUCGGGCUGAGUGUCGCUUCGUGGGUCUGACUAACCUGGGAGCAACCUGUUACCUGGCCUCCACCAUCCAGCAGCUCUACAUGAUCCCUGAGGCCCGCCAGGCUGUCUUCACUGCUAAGUAUGCUGAGGAUAUCAAACACAAGACCACGCUGCUGGAACUGCAGAAGAUGUUCACAUAUCUCAUGGAGAGUGAGAGGAAAGCGUACAACCCGCGGCCGUUCUGUAAGACCUACACCAUGGACAAACAGCCUCUCAACACUGGAGAGCAGAAGGACAUGACAGAGUUCUUCACCGACCUCAUCACCAAGAUAGAGGAGAUGUCCCAGGAGCUGAAAACACAGUGAAGACUCUGUUUGGAGGCGUCAUCACCAACAAUGUGGUCUCUCUGGACUGUGACCACGUCAGUCAGACUGCUGAGGAGUUUUACACAGUCAGAUGUCAGGUGGCGGAUAUGAAGAACAUCUACG